AGGACCAAGGGCCAUGACAGCUGUGUAAUGGAUGGGUAACAGGGAGGAGGGAAAGGAUCAUUCCUCUCAGCUGCUCCAUCAUCCUCCUGUGUCUGCACAGCCCCUGCCAGCACCAGAGAACAAAAGCCCUCUCAUCCACAUCAGCAUGGAUCUGGAAGGGGACUACAGCUUCACAGUGCCACUCCUAUUCACAGUGCUUGCUGUGAUUUUGGCCACCCUGCUCAUGAAACUCCGCUCUGGAGAAGACAAGCCACCAGGUCAGGUAACCCAGGAGGAAGAGGAGAAAGAGGAAGAGGAGGAGAACGUGGCUGAGCACUUAGAAGACACACAAGACCAUACAAUACCACAGGAGAAGAUAGCUGUCCAAGAAGGUACUGAAAGUAUACAACAGACAGCAAAGAUCUCAGUAGAUGAAGUUGGGGCAAGUGAGGACCUUCUUCAGGAGAGGACAACAGAAAAUGAGACAGAAGCAGAGGGGUCGUCAGCCAAAGAGAGGAGGGCAUCCACCCAUUCUAGCAUAGAGGGCGAUGACAGCAAGGAGGAAGAUUUUGAACUAGAAAGUGACAAAAUACUGAAGAUAAGUGAAGCUGAAGAUGCAGAUGAUGAGGACUUUUCUUUCAAAUAUUGCCCAGGGAAGCUGCGUGGAAGUGAGUAUGAGAAAAUGCUGACAAAGGAAGAGCUGGAUGAAGAACAAAGGGCACAGAGGGAACAGCUGGGUGCUAUCUUCGAAAUAAUGGAGAAAAAUCAAGAGACCUUUGGGACAAUGUCGGAAAGAGACGUCAAGGAGCAACUGAAAUUGUACAAUAUGUAGCAUUCUCCAGUCACAACGGGAAAAAAAACAAAUGACGGAAGGAAUAUUACUAAAAUUGAUAUAUAUAUAUAAAUAUAAAUACAUACACACCAAUCUUUGUAUCUCAGAACUCCAUGUCUUUACACCACUCAUUCCAUUUAAUUUAAUUAUCAUUUUAUAUUCCCCAGUACAGCAAAAUUGUAUCAGUGAGGAAUUUUAUAUGGCAUUAUAGGGAUCAGAGGUAUUUAAAUGUUUUCAACUUGAAGAUUGGAAAACGUUAAUUUAAAUUCACCUAUUGUGGUGUCCUUAGCCUUAAAAUGCUACCAAACACAUAAUUCCAGUAUUUGACUCUAAUCAGCAAUACUACUCUGCAGUUGUGAUUUUAUAUCAUUGUUAAAACAUUUUUUUUUAAAUUGUAUAAUCUGUUACAGACUAGGGAUUUUUCAUUCAUUUUGAAUAGGGUUUUGCUUGAACAGCUUAAUAUGCAUGUCUGGUAGAGGUCGGUAAGAUGGUGUUAUUCAAUGCUUGUUUCUCAGCCUUCCAAAAUAAUCCAAUCUUGAGCUCAGGUUGAUCUAUCUGUACAAUGAGGGCCUGUGUAGCUCAGGAUUCUCUUAAAGUUUGAAAGUCAUGUUUACUUAUCCCUACACUUAAAUAAUAUGUAUUUGUGAUCUUUUAAAAAUAUAAUUAAAUGUAGACAUUCUUAACCCUUUUGCAUGUAACUGGGAGCCUCCAUCUUACCUCCCUGUUAAUCAUUGUUAUCCCCUCUGUCUUUUGCAUCUGGCAAUCAGCAUUCAGAGAAGAUUAGAAAUAACACGUUUAGAUUUUUCCUCCUCGUCUGCAAUGUUUGACUUGUACUUGCUUCAACUAAAUCUUUAAUAUAAGGUUAAAGGAGCUUUACAGUGUUACAAACAUGUAUUCUUAAUGCUACAGUGUCCUGGCACCUCUUUAGAUCAUCCUAACAUUUCCCGUGUGAGGGUUUGAAAGGUGAGUAUUACUUACCUUUCAGACCUCUUCACAACCUCACUCCGCCUCAGACCUUCACAUCAGUGUAGAAGAUCUUAGCCAAUUCAAUGUUUCCCCAUAGGAAAACAUUGUCAGGCUAGUGCGCAUCCACUCUGCGCCAAUCACAUUUUCUCUAAUUUAUCUGGUUGGAAAACUGCUAGAGGCAUGCUUACCCUGCAAUGGAAACAUUGCCAACAGAAUGGCUGUGUUUACAGUUGCAGGGUUUAGCAGACAGGGACUUGGUACCUAGAACACUUCAUUGAGAUUAAGUUGUCUGGGUGCCUUUAGUGUCUCUUUAACACUAGUUACAGGUAGUUCUAUUCAAUUGUGUAAUGUCCAAGGAAGUGGCAUAUCCCCUUUGAGAGUUCUAAAAUACAGAAUAAUUUAGGUGAAUGAAUAUAUGAUGCCUCAAGUAUCGUUUUGUCUGUAAACCGCGAAUAUGCACCUGUUAAAAGCUAUAAAGAACUAUUAUACUCUUCAAUACACGUCAGGGGAUGCUUAAAGGUUUUUAAGGCCCAACCUAUGGAAAGCCCUGAACUAAAUCUGCAGUAUUUUUCCAGUAUGGGAUUAAUGUGCAAUAGCUCUGUAGUCAUUUUAGACACGAAGAAUGAUUUAUAUUAUGCUAGUUUUAAAUGAUUAGUGCAGGCUUAUUUGGUAAAGUUUGAAGAAAUUCCAUGCGCUGGGUGUGCAUAAUAUUUGGGGCUUUGCAGAGAGCAGAACUAUUUCUAUUUUAACAUUUCAUAUAAUUUCUAAUAAAACAUUUUUG
Molecule: messenger RNA, 2558 nt
Organism: Pelobates fuscus (common spadefoot toad)
Lineage: Eukaryota; Metazoa; Chordata; Amphibia; Anura; Pelobatidae
Gene: MXRA7
Product: matrix remodeling associated 7
Exons: 4
Coding region: 32-811 (259 amino acids)
Source: RefSeq, a predicted model, not a curated record